AUGGACGAGUCCAUGCUUGUCCACGAUGAGCUUGGAGAACACAACACUAUUAUUGCCAAUUCCCCUGGUGUUGAUAAAACAGGUAUCUAUGUAGAUCUUGUGGAACAUUUUGGAAUUGUUUGCGAGGAUUCGAAAUGGAUUAUCACCAAAUAUCCAUACGGCUACCUUUAUGAAAAUGAAAAUAUGGAUUCAAUUCAUGUUGACAGUUCCGAACUUUCAUGCAAAACUUACAAAACUGAGAUCAAACGAUUCUACUGGUAA
Caenorhabditis remanei is the source of this 261-nucleotide messenger RNA. RefSeq lists its product as uncharacterized. The transcript is spliced from 2 exons. The record is from RefSeq and is a predicted model, not a curated record. The coding region runs from base 1 to 261 and encodes 86 amino acids. NCBI's taxonomy places the organism in Eukaryota, Metazoa, Nematoda, Chromadorea, Rhabditida, Rhabditidae.